Ziziphus jujuba (common jujube) is the source of this 2019-nucleotide messenger RNA. Its product is annotated as binder of USO1 and GRH1 protein 1. Bases 314 to 1723 code for a protein of 469 amino acids. The record is from RefSeq and is a predicted model, not a curated record. The transcript has 13 exons. Lineage: Eukaryota; Viridiplantae; Streptophyta; Magnoliopsida; Rosales; Rhamnaceae.
UCGAAAUAAUAAUUAAAAAAAUCCCAUUAAUAAGAAAACGAAAGAAUUUAUCAGGAAAAAAAAAAAAAAGGAAAAAAAAAAAGAACUUAUGGCAAAAGUAAGCCGAAAGUUAUAUACCAAAGUGGUAAUAUAGCUAUAUUUCCCAAUUCUCUCUAUCUCAUAGAUUUUUUGGGAAUUCUCCUGGAAACCAAACGUGAAGAUUUUUUGGAUCUGAAGUUGCAGGUGAGAGGUUGGAAAGUUUGUGUUUUUGGAAUCUGAGGGAUCUGGGUAUGUGCAAUUAAGUGGGAGUUUCUUAGAAUUUGAAGGAGUGAAGAUGGAGGAUGAGAAGAAGAAGAAGAAAAACAAGAAAAAGAAGAACAAACAGACUAAAAAUGUGGCGGAGGAGGUUGUGGUUGGCAGAGGAGAAACAUCUUCGGUAGAUCAGAAUCAUAGCAAUGGGAAGGAUGAUCAGGGCCAAGUUUCUGAGGCUGCAGAUGUUCGAAAUGAUGUGCAUGAUGUGGAUGCUGAUCUCCAUAGGCAUCAACCCAAUGGCACUGAAUGUUCCACUUUAGCUGAAUCUGAACAACAACAGUGGCUCCAAAGAGUGGCUACCUUAGAAGAAAUAAUCAAGCAAUUACAAACAGAAAAAGAUAUGCACAUACAGAGAGAGGCUAGCUUAGAAAAUACGAUUGAACAAUUGCGGAAAGAAAACAACUCACAUUUACAGAAAGAGGCUACCUUUGAAGAUGCAGUCAAACAAUUACAAGAUGAAAAUAAUUCUCAUUUACAGAAAGCUGUAGCUAGUCUAGAGAUGAAAAUUCGUCAGUUACAGGAUGAAAAAGAUUCCUUAUUGCAGAAAGAGGUGCAGGUUGGAUUGGAGGAGAAGAUCAACCGGUUAACAGAUGAAAAAAUCACUUGGGAUUUGAAAGAGGCAAGCUUACAGGAAAGAAUUAAACAUCUAGAGGGAGAAAAAGAUUCCUUGAUGCUGAAGGAGGAUAUUACUAAAGAAUCAAUUGCUAAUCUGAAUCAUGAUAUAGCUAGACUAAGAGUGCAGGUGCUGGAGUUAGAAGAAUCCAGAAACAAUGUCUUACAAGAAAACCAGCAACUGGUGGCUCAACUUCAGUUGCAAAUUAAGGAUUUUGAGACUAUUUCCUCAACUCAGCCAUCAGAUGAAGUAACAAAGCAACCUUCGGAGCUUGAGGAUUUGAACUCUCAGGUAGAAGCAGCAUGUGCACUGGUCGAGAAAUUGAUUACAGAAAAUGCGGACCUUGUUGAAAAGGUGAAUGAGCUGUAUGUUGAGCUUGAUCGACAUACUGCAAUUGCUCGCCUUUCCUCGACUGCUAGUGCUCCUGAUCCCAUGUCUCCUGUAACUACAAGUGUUCCAGAUCCCUUAUCACCGAUCAAGGAGAAUACUGUGUCUAUAUCAAUUCAAAAGUCGGAUUCAGUUGAAGGAAUUCCAGUUAAAGAGGAAAGGAACGGUAUUAGUAAAACAGAUUCUGAUCAUGCUGAUGAAAUUCUCAAAUCUUCAACAUCUGAUGCAUCUAGUGAAAUUGUCCAAAUUCCAUUGGAAGAGAAUGCAGUUCGAGAUUUAGAGUUGCAGGUUGCUGAAACUGAUACAGAGGCUGUUGUUCCACUCUCAGAGGCUCCCUUAAUUGGCGCCCCUUUCCGGUUAGUGUCGUUUGUUGCUAGAUAUGUUAGUGGUUCUGACUUGGUGAACAGAAAUUCUUUUGACUCUAAUCGUUAACUUGGAGGCAUGAUUCUCCUGUUUUUGUAAUGUGUAGAAGGAAGAAAAUACUUUUGAACUAAAAAAAAAAAAAAAAAAAAGGCAUAGAUGAGCCUUUAUUGUGGCCAUUAUAUGCUGUUUCUUCUCUUUGAAGAUGCGAGCUUCUCAAGUUGAGAAAGUGUAGGAUGCAGAGUUUCAAUUUUCAAAGUAUUACAUACAUGUUGCCCUCUUUUUAAAUGUUGGGCUCUGGAUUAUGACUUUGUAUUUUAACAAUUCAGAUUAUAUCAAAAGCCGAUAUGGAUGUUUUUUUAGUCCCA